UUUCAUCUGACUACGUGAAAUGACUGCUGCUGCAGCAUUAGAAGAAAUGAAGACUUUGUCUCCAAUGCUUUGUCCCUCAUGUAAAAAGAGUUUUCAAGAACCAAGACUGUUACCAUGUCUUCAUUCAGUAUGCUUUGACUGCUUAGACUUAGAUAAAACCAGGUGUCCAGUGUGCAGUGGGAUCAUACCUCCACUUCCAGAGAUCCCAAAGGAUUUGCUGGUGGAGUAUUUAAUGUCUAACAAACAGACCUUAGAGGGAAUAUCCUGUGCAAAUUGUGAGCAAUCUCAUUCUAUUGAUGUCAUGUUGUUUUGCAACACUUGCAGUCAGCCCCUUUGUCAAAAGUGUAGAGAUUUCACCCACUCAGCCAAGAUGUUUGCGAAACACGAGAUUGUUGAUAUCUUAUCAAAACGAUUGAACAAACAACGAAUGUGCUCAUUGCAUAAUGAACCUUUCAUUAUGUUCAAUGCUGAAGAUAAGAGUCUAGUGUGUAUAAGCUGCUUCAGAGAGAUUGGGCUGUCCAAGCGAACGCACUGUUUGGAUAUUGAGACAGCGUACAGUACGGUACAGAACGCUAUGUGUAAGAGUAUCGAGUACACUUGUACUACACAGAGUUCCUUGUCAGAACUUGUGGACAAGAUUGAUCUCAUGAUAACUGAAACCAAAGACUCUUCUCAAAAAAGACUAGAAGAGAUAGAUGAGACGUACAGCAGCAUAACAAAAGCAGUGGAGUUAUGUAAGGAGCGACUGAUAGAGGAUUGUAAGGAGUACGCUGGCUCCUGUCUCUGUGGACUUCAGGAGAAACAGGACAGACUAAAGUUACUGUUACCUGUUCUUCAAACUACUCUCAGAGCUGCCGACCUCUUUACUUCAGUCUCUGAUAGGUUCGACCUAGUUGAGUUGGGAACGCAUGUUAUUGAGAGAUUACAAGCGUUAACAAGCAAGGUGACUCAGUUGCAGACUCUGCACAUCUCAGAAAACGA
Messenger RNA from Bolinopsis microptera, 981 nucleotides. RefSeq names its product RING finger protein 207-like. Gene Ontology annotation, cellular component: perinuclear region of cytoplasm. The transcript is spliced from 6 exons. NCBI's taxonomy places the organism in Eukaryota, Metazoa, Ctenophora, Tentaculata, Lobata, Bolinopsidae. The annotation marks the transcript as partial. The record is from RefSeq and is a predicted model, not a curated record. Gene Ontology annotation, molecular function: transmembrane transporter binding; zinc ion binding; Hsp70 protein binding.